CCCUUUUUACCUUCUUUUCUUCCCUCCAUAACAGGAAAAAGUUAGCCUAAAUUAUCUCUCUUUCUCUCCAUCUCUCGUGGUACAGAGCGUUAUUGGAUGGAGAAGAAGAGUGAAGGACAGGUGGGUCUGCACUUGGACGAAAUUAUAGAGUCGAUGCCCUUGUUUACAAAGGAAUUGAUUGCCGGAGGUGUUGCUGGUGGGUUUGCCAAGACCGUCGUUGCUCCUCUUGAAAGAGUCAAGAUUUUGUUUCAGACCAGAAGAGAUGAAUUUAAGAGCAUAGGACUGAUUGGAUCCGUUCAGAAGAUUGCAAAGACUGAAGGAAUUAUGGGUUUCUACAGAGGAAAUGGUGCUAGUGUUGCUCGAAUUGUUCCCUACGCAGCACUUCAUUAUAUGGCUUAUGAAGAAUACCGUAGAUGGAUCAUUCUUGGUUUUCCUGAUGUUGGGAGAGGGCCUGUUCUUGAUCUUGUGGCAGGAUCAAUUGCUGGUGGAACUGCUGUGCUUUUCACUUAUCCUCUUGAUUUGGUUCGGACAAAAUUGGCUUACCAGGUUUCACCUAAGAUGAAUGUUCAAGGGCUACUUAGUGGGGAACAAGUUUACAAAGGAAUUUUUGAUUGUUUUUCAAAGACUUAUAAAGAGUCAGGAGUAAGAGGUCUCUAUCGUGGCGUGGCUCCAUCUCUUUAUGGAAUCUUUCCAUAUGCUGGUUUGAAGUUUUACUUCUAUGAGGAGAUGAAACGACAUGUCCCAGAGGAGCACAAGAAAAAUUUAAUGGUGAAACUGGUAUGUGGAUCUGUUGCCGGUUUAUUGGGCCAAACUUUCACAUAUCCCCUUGAUGUUGUUAGGAGGCAAAUGCAGGUCCAAAGGCUCUCAGUGUCUCAUAAUGCAGAGCUGAAGGGAACAAGGGAAACACUUGUUAUGAUUGCUCGAAAGCAAGGUUGGAAGCAAUUAUUUUCAGGGCUGAGCAUCAACUACUUGAAGGUUGUACCAUCUGUGGCAAUUGGUUUUACAGUUUAUGAUAUCAUGAAAUCAUACUUAGGAGUUCCAUCCCGUGAGGAAGCUGGGAUAGAAGUGGUAACAAAUAAGACUAGUGAACAAUCAUCUUCCCACUCCUAACCAUUAUUUCCUUGGAAGCAACGUUCUUGCAUUAGUUAUAUACAAGAUCAUCAGGUGCUUAUUUUCGCCUGGCAAAUUCAUAUUUUAAAUUGACUCAAAUUAUUCAUGAUUUGAUCUGAUUUGUACAUUCUAUUUCUUUCAAGUUGUAUAAUAGGAUCUUUAUAGGUCAAAUGUACAAGACCAUAGAUUUUUUUAGGAGUUGAUCAGAUACUAAACUGUAUUGAUUUGAAUAAUAUUCCAAAGGAUCCACAUGUGUACUUGAGAUGAAAGAUAGUAAAAUCAAUAAAGAAUUUGACUGUUC
This is a messenger RNA of Rubroshorea leprosula, 1411 nucleotides long. NCBI's taxonomy places the organism in Eukaryota, Viridiplantae, Streptophyta, Magnoliopsida, Malvales, Dipterocarpaceae. The record is from the annotation of a GenBank genome assembly.